AUGGGAAAAGCAAGAAGCACCUACGAUCUAGAAAUCACAAAGAUAUUGGCAAAAACCAUGCAAAGCAGCUAUAGGAAGAAGCAGGUUGAAGAGCUUGUUUCAAGGAUUCUUGAGAAAAUGCAAAGUAUUAUCGGGCCUGCCAGGGCCCACGGGGAAAUAGAAACCUUGAGAGCUGAAUUCGAGGCGUUGAAGCAGGAGGCAUACUCCCUUAUGAAGCCCUGA
Molecule: messenger RNA, 222 nt
Organism: Encephalitozoon hellem ATCC 50504
Lineage: Eukaryota; Fungi; Microsporidia; Unikaryonidae
Exons: 1
Coding region: 1-222 (73 amino acids)
Source: RefSeq, a predicted model, not a curated record